CGGCUCCCCCCCCGCGCCCCGCCCGGCUCGGCUCGGCUCGGCUCGGCUCGCAGCGCCUGGAGGCCCGGCAGCAUGAGCGACAACGAUGACAUCGAGGUGGGGAAGCGACGCUGACAAGCGGGCGCACCACAACGCGCUGGAGCGCAAGCGCAGGGACCACAUCAAAGACAGCUUCCACAGUCUGCGGGACUCUGUCCCGUCCCUCCAGGGAGAGAAGCAACAGGCAUCCCGGGCCCAAAUCCUCGACAAAGCCACCGAGUACAUCCAGUACAUGCGCCGGAAAAACCACACACACCAGCAGGACAUCGACGACCUCAAGCGCCAGAACGCGCUGCUGGAGCAGCAAGUCCGGGCGCUGGAGAAGGCACGGUCGAGCGCCCAGCUGCAGGCCAACUACUCGUCGGACAGCAGCCUCUACACGAACCCCAAGGGCAGCGCCAUCUCCGCCUUCGACGGAGGCUCCGACUCCAGCUCCGAGUCGGAGCCAGACGAGCCUCAGAGCCGAAAGAAACUGCGCAUGGAGGCCAGCUAGAGGCCUGGCUCGACGGCCUGGCCCCGGCCACCGUUCGCCCCCUGCCCGCCUGCUCUGUAAGGACUCUCCCUUCUCUAGUAGAGGCUCUCGGACUGCAGCUUUCUGACCCUCCCUGCCCCACCUCGCCGGGCCCAGCAGCAUUUCCUCGGGGGGCCAGCCGGCCGCUCGGCCUUUGGAUAGACUCUGGGCAGCGCUCGGCUCCGAGGAGAUGCCCCAGCGAUUUUCUACGAGUGUUUCUAUUUAUACUAACACGCCCCGUGAAUCUGAGCCACGGGGGGGAGGGGCAGAGAGCAGCGGUGCCCGCCUGGCACGCCCAGAGCCAGCCUCUCCUCGCCGUUCGGGGAGGGCCCCACACUGCACUGGCAGAAGCCAGGCGUCUCACCUCCCGCUGUGAUGCGCAGGGGGGAUGGGAGGAGUUUUUUUAUCUAGGGUGAAUGGUGAUGAAUUGCUAUUUAUUUCCUGCUCUCGGUUUGAUCCAGCCAGACUCUGCCGCUGCCCCCGGGGCCCAGGUGACAGAUUCGUAGAGUAAUGAUCAAAUUCCCUUGCGUGAGGGCGCCCCUCGGCUGCCUGCCUUUCGGAUGUAAAUACAGCCCAAGCAUUAGAGCUGGUACUAACGGCUGCGUGGUGCUGGCCUUGGCCCAGAGCAGCUGGGCUCCGUCCCACCCAGCUGGGUGCGAAGGGGGCACCGGGGCUGGGCCUGGCGACAGCCAGCGCAUGUGUAUGUGUGUCUGUCCCUCUCCGUCCUGUCUUUGCCCUGCUCCCCCUGUCCCUGGUCCGUGGCGUUCUCUGAUCUCUAGUGCACACCAUGUAGCAGGCUCCUGGCCAGGGCCUGGCUCCCUCCGGCGGAGCUGAAGUAUGUUGUACAUACUGCCCCAGAAGUGUCUUGCAAGAUAAGGCUUCCCCCUUUACUAUGAGACUAUAAAUAAAAUUCUUAUUUUAUCCUUC
Molecule: messenger RNA, 1477 nt
Organism: Chelonoidis abingdonii (Abingdon island giant tortoise)
Lineage: Eukaryota; Metazoa; Chordata; Testudines; Testudinidae
Source: RefSeq, a predicted model, not a curated record